This is a messenger RNA of Rosa rugosa (rugosa rose), 2204 nucleotides long. RefSeq names its product heat shock cognate 70 kDa protein-like. The transcript is spliced from 3 exons. Gene Ontology annotation, biological process: cellular response to unfolded protein; protein refolding. The record is from RefSeq and is a predicted model, not a curated record. Gene Ontology annotation, molecular function: ATP hydrolysis activity; misfolded protein binding; ATP-dependent protein folding chaperone. Gene Ontology annotation, cellular component: cytoplasm. Bases 1 to 2022 code for a protein of 673 amino acids. NCBI's taxonomy places the organism in Eukaryota, Viridiplantae, Streptophyta, Magnoliopsida, Rosales, Rosaceae.
AUGGCUGAAGCAAGAGGCCGUGCAAUUGGGAUUGAUCUGGGGACAACAUAUUCAUGUGUUGCUGUGUGGGAGCACGAACAGGGUCAUGUGGAAAUCAUAGUGAAUGAUCAGGGCAACAGGACUACCCCAUCUUAUGUUGCAUUCACUGAUACUGAGAGCUUAGUAGGCGAUGCAGCAUUUAACCAAAUUCUGAGAAACCCUACCAACUCAAUCUUUGAUGCAAAGAGGUUAAUUGGCAGGAAAUUCAGUGACGCCACUGUUCAAAGUGAUUUGAAACUCUGGCCAUUCAAGGUCAUUAAAGGUCCUGAUGAUAAGCCGAUGAUUGUGGUUACCCACCAGGGACAAGAAAAGAUGUUUGCUGCUGAAGAAAUCUCAUCCAUGGUUCUCACAAAGAUGCGGAAGACUGCUGAAGCCUACCUUGGAUCAACUGUGAUGAAUGCAGUUAUCACUGUCCCUGCUUACUUCACUAACUCUCAACGUCAGGCUACAAAAGAUGCAGGUGCCACUGCAGGCCUAAAUGUGAUGCGCAUCAUCAAUGAACCAACUGCCGCAGCUAUUGCAUAUGGCAUUGACAAGAAGGCUGGUGGGUAUAGGAAGAAAAAUGUGCUGAUAUUUGAUUUAGGUGGUGGUACUUUAGAUGUGUCACUACUGAGUAUAUGUAAUGGUGUUUUUGAAGUUAAAGCCACGGCAGGAGAGACUCAUCUUGGAGGUGGAGACUUUGAUAACAGAAUGGUGAAUUACUGUGUUGAGCAAUUCAAGAGGAAGCAUAAGCCCAUGAUUGUGGUUACCUACCAGGAACAGGAAAAACAAUUUACUGCUGAAGAAAUCUCAUCCAUGGUUCUCAUAAAGAUGCGGAAGAUUGCGGAGGCAUACCUUGGCUCAACUGUGACAAGUGCAGUCAUCACUGUCCCUGCUUACUUCAACAACUCUCAACGCCAGGCUACAAAAGAUGCAGGUGCCACCGCUGGCCUAAAUGUGAUGCGCAUCAUUAACGAACCAACUGCUGCAGCCAUUGCAUAUGGCAUUGAUAAGAAGGCCAGUUGGCAUGGCAAGAGAAAUGUGAUGAUAUUUGAUAUAGGUGGAGGUACUUUAGACGUGUCAUUACUUACAAUAGGUGAUGGUGUUUUUGAAGUGAAAGCCACCGCUGGAGAGACUCAUCUCGGAGGUGAAGACUUUGAUAAUAGAUUGGUGAAUUACUGUGUUGAGCAAUUCAAGAGGAAGACAAACGCAGACCUGACUGGAAACUCUAGAGCUCUUAGGAGGUUAAGAAAUGAAUGUGAGAAGGCAAAGAGGAGGCUUUCAUUUUCGGCUACAACUGAGAUAGAAAUUGAUUGCUUGGAUAAAGACAAUGAUUUCUAUGUGACCAUUACGCGUGCCAAAUUUGAACAACUGAACCUCGAUUUCUUCAACAAGUGUAUGGAACCCGUGGAGAAGUGUUUGAGGGAUGCAAACAUGGAUGUAGACAGUGUUGAUGAUGUUGUUCUUGCUGGUGGCUCUUCUAGAAUUCCCAAGGUGCAGCAACUGUUAGAGAAUGUGUUCAAGGGGAAGGAGCUGUGCAAGGGCAUUAAUCCUGAUGAGGCUAUAGCCUAUGGCGCUGCUGUUCAAGCAGCGGUGUUGAGUGGAUAUGAGAUUGAGAAGCUUCAAGAUUUCACCCUCUUGGAUGUCAUCCCUCUAUCACUUGGGGUUGAGAUUAGCGUGCCGAGUACAGGUGAUGAACAUUGUAUGCAGGUUGUGAUUCCAAGAAACACCAGAGUUCCCAUAAAAGUGAACAUCACUUUGUGGACUACGUAUAACAACCAAGUUGAAGCCGUAUUUGGAAUUUACGAGGGUGAGAGCUCAACAACCUUAAAUAAUAACUUUUUGGGUAAAUUUGUUCUUGAGGGCAUUCCUCCAGCUCCUGCUGGACAUAUAAGUUUCGAUGUUUGCUUUGAUAUGGAUGCAAAUGGCAUUCUAAGUGUCUCUGCUCAGGAUACGUCUACCGGCCAGAAGAAAGGGAUUACUAUCAUCAGUAAGAAACAGUGAAGGAAUAAAGGGCAUGAAGUUCUGCCCGUACCAGAAAUGUAUUGGUAUUUGGUAAUAAAGUUUUUUUUUUUUUGAUAUGUUUUAAGGGUUUGGCCAUACUUUUUAAUGUUGUAUGCAAGUGUUAAUGAACUUACUUUCCUUUUAAGCAUAUGUUGGACAAUGAAAUGAUACUCUACUUUGAC